UCCCUGUCACAAGAGGAUUCAGGACCUGAAGGAACUCAGGAUGAAGGCGAAAGGCAGAGGAGUCAGCUGCGUGCUGGUCUCCCUCGCUGUGAUCUGCAUGGUGACCACUCCCGGGAGCAGGGCCUGUCCUCGCCGCUGUGCCUGUUACAUGCCCACAGAGGUGCACUGCACGUUCCGGUACCUGACCUCCAUUCCAGAAGGCCUCCCACUCGAUGUGGAACGCAUCAAUUUAGGGUACAACAGCUUGGUUAGACUGGCAGAAACAGAUUUUUCUGGCCUCACCAAAUUGGAGUUACUCAUGCUGCACAGCAAUAGCAUCCCCGCCAUCCCUGGCAAGACCUUCUCAGAGCUGCAGGCUUUGCAGGUCUUAAAAAUGAGCUAUAACAAAGUCCGAAAACUUCAGAAAGAUACUUUUUAUGGCCUCAGGAGCUUGACACGAUUGCAUAUGGACCACAACAAUAUUGAGUUUAUAAACCCGGAGGCUUUUUAUGGACUCAACUUUCUCCGCCUGGUGCACUUGGAAGGAAAUCAGCUCACUAAGCUCCAUCCGGAUACAUUUGUCUCUUUGAGCUAUCUCCGGAUAUUUAAAACAUCUUUCAUUAAAUACCUAUACUUGUCAGAUAACUUCCUGACUUCCCUCCCUCAAGAGAUGAUCUCCUAUAUGCCUGACCUAGAAAGCCUUUAUCUGCAUGGGAACCCGUGGACCUGUGAUUGCCAUUUGAAAUGGUUGUCUGACUGUAUACAGGAAAAGUCAGAUAUAAUAAAAUGCAAAAGAGACAGAAGUCCCUCCAGUCCUCAGCAAUGUCCGCUGUGCAUGAACCCUAGGACCUCUAAAGGCAGGCCUUUAGCUAUGGUCCCAGCUGCAGCUUUCUUGUGUACCAAGCCAACUAUUGACCCAUCCCUGAAAUCAAAGAAUCUGUCCAUUCCGGAAGACAGCAGUUCUGCCUUCAUCUCUCCCCAAGAUUUCCUGGCACCUUUUGGCUCCCUCACUUUGAAUAUGACAGACCAGUCUGGAAAUGAAGCUAGCAUGGUCUGCAGCAUCCAAGAACCACUGAGGACAUCACCCAUUGCAUUCACUGAAGAAAAUGACCAUAUCUUGCUCAAUACAUCAUUUUUGACAUUUCUAGUGUGCAAUAUAGAUUAUAGUCACAUUCAGCCAGUAUGGCAAAUUCUGGCUUUUUAUAGUGAUUCUCCUCUGAUACUAGAAAGAAGCCAGUUACUCACUGAAACACCACAGCUUUGUUACAAAUAUAAACAGAUGACCCCUAAGCCUGAAGACAUUUUUACCAACGUAGAGGCUGAUCUCAUCGCAGAGCCUUCUUGGUUAAUGCAAGACUACAUUUCCUUGCAGCUGAACAGAAUCGCUACCACACUCAGUACAUUACAGAUCCAGUACUCAGGUCAUGCUCAAGUAACUUUACCAAGGGCAGAGAUAAAGCCAGUGAAACACAAAUGGACCAUGAUUUCACGGGACAACAAUACUAACCUGGAACGCACUGUUUUGGUCGGUGGAACUGUUGACCUGAACUGCCCGGGCCAAGGUGACCCUGCCCCACAUUUGGAGUGGGUUCUAGCUGAUGGGAGUAAAGUGAGGGCCCCUUAUGUUAGUGAGGAUGGAAGGCUCCUGAUAGACAAAAGUGGGAAAUUAGAACUCCAGAUGGCCGACAGUUUUGACACAGGCACAUACCACUGCAUAAGCACCAAUUAUGAAGAUGCAGAUAUUCUCACCUAUAGGGUCACUGUGGUAAAACCCUCUGUAGAAGCCUAUCAUGAAAAUGGAGUUCAUCGCACAGUUUUCCCUGGUGAAACUCUCGAUCUCCCAUGCCAUUCUACUGGAAUCCCAGAUGCUUCCAUUAGCUGGGUUCUUCCAGGAAAUAGUGUGCUCUACCAGUCCUUCAGAGGCAAGCAAAUUCUUAACAAUGGCACAUUAAGAAUAUUACAGGUCACCCCCAAAGACCAAGGCCAUUAUCGUUGUGUAGCAGCCAACCCUUCAGGGGUUGAUUUUUUGAUUUUCCAAGUUUCAGUCAAAACAAAAGGACCAAGACGAGUGGCGGGUGAUGGAGAAACAGAUGGAUCUGGAUUUGAUGAGCCUGAGGCUAUUGCUCACCUUACAGAGCCACCAGCUGUCCAACCCCCUGUGUCUGCCCCAGUGGGAGCAGAGAUCAGAAACCAAGUCUCAAGCACAAGUAAGAAACACAACUAUCGGGACUUUAUGAUGCACCAGCGGCGUGGAGAUGCAAUAAGCCGACGUUUUAGGGAACACAGGAGACAGUUCCCUCCCUCUGCUCGGAAAAUUGACCCACAACACUGGGCAGCACUUUUGGAGAAAGCUAAAAAGAAUGCCGUGCCAGAGAAACAAGGAAAUACCACAGUAAGGCCACUCCCACCAGUCACCCAACUCCUGAAAAUACCUGGUGAGGAAGGAGACUCUUCGGGGAUGCUCAUACCAGAUGAGGAAUUUACAGUCCUGGCCAAUAAACAUUCAAAUGUCCCAACAAGGACAGUGACUGUUGCCUCUAGAACCACAUCUGAUAGCUCUGUGACAAAUACAGCUUCUGGGACAGAAGUCUCCCCAGUUGUGGGUUCACAAAUACAACCACCUGAAAAACAUGUUGAUUUCAAGCUAUCCACUGCUGUUAGAACUACAGCUGCAUUAAAGAAUAUUAACCCAACUGUGUCAAGCAAAAUGCAAGAUGCAACCAGUCAACCUUCAUCCACUUUCUUUCCACUACUACCUAGAGCAACUGACAUAAAAGAGCAUUUCCAAAGUGUACCCCCAGUAACAGUAGAGACUAUGAUCAAAGAUGUCAAUGUCACAAGGGUUAGUAGCACUAAUAACAAAGCUGAUGUGUUCUUAGGGUCAGCAAGUACUACAGGCAGUCUCCAGAUAUCUGUAACAGGUGGCAGUGAGGCCAGGAGCAAUCACUUCCAUUUUUACACCACUCAAAAAAUGAGCCCCUCUAAGCUCCCUAAUGCUGCUUAUCCUCAGUUUCAGAUUCCUAGAAAUAAUACAACAAACAUCCCACUAUCCAGGCGCUUUGGCAGACGGAGGAAACUUUGGGGCUGGGGGCGCAGGAUUAGUCCAAAUAGAACUCCGGUUCUCCAACGGCCUAGAUACGGUGUUGUGAGGCCGACAAGAGGCUCUCCUGAGGAAAGUGUCACUGCAUUUUUAGCCACAGCUCUCAGUGUGACGUGUUCAUCCUGUCGUCCUAGAGAAAGGCUCACCACAGCUACAGCAGCAUUGUUGUUUCCCAGUGCUUCCCCCGUCACACUUCCCAAAGCUGACAUUGCCAGAGUCACAUCUGAAGAGUCUACAACUCUAGUCCAGAAUCAACCAUUAUUAUCCGAGAACAAACCGAAGGGACAUAUUGAGCAAACAGCACACACAAUAAAAUAUUUGGGUGUUGAAAGUAGCCCAAUGACUCCCACUGGCACCAUCAUGACAUAUGCCCCAAUAUCUGUAUCUAUGGAAAAAACUCAUGUAACUAGUCCUGGUUACCCAAGUGUGUCUAGUACCAGUGAAGCUAAAAGAGACUCAGUGAUUACAUUGCCGUUUUCAGGUUCCAUCACCAAGCCAUCAGUGCCUACUGCUAUGGCCGUUACAAGAUUUUCAAGAAGGAAAAUUCCCUGGCAGAAGAUCUUCGUAAAUAACCAUAACCAAAAAGAGAAAUUAAGGAAUCAGUAUAAAUAUGGUUUGCAAAAAAGCACAACCGUGAUGGUUCCUGGAAUAUCUCCUACUUUGCUCACAGGGAAAGUUUCCCCUUUCCAUUUUACAACCUUCUCAGCGAGUAGGAUGCAAAAUCCAUCUCUUACAUUGGCUACCGCUCACCCUAACACCACUAAAACACAGAGUUCUAGAAAUUUCCCCACCGUGAAGGAGCUGCCCUUUCCACCUCUUCACCCUACACCUCGUGGCAUCACAAGCCGAGAAUCAAGGACUGUAAGCUCCAUGUCGAUGGGAACGGCUACACCGGCAGGUCCUCCUACCGUGCCUGCCUCUGUCAUCACCUCUGAAAGCCAAAUAGCAAGACCUGGGUCACACGACGUACAAAGAACAAAGGAGCCUCAGAAGAACAGGAAUAAGCCAAACAUCUCUGCAGGCCAGAGAUCUGGUUUCACUACACCCACUGCUAUGAUCCCUCCUGUUCUAACCACAGCUGAUCCUGCCAUCAGAUCCAAUGUCUCUGCUUUCACUCUUUCUCCGCUAGCAAACACAAAUGGAAUUUCAAGCACAAGUGGCCUCCAUUCCAGAACUCUUAAUCUGACAGAUGUAACUGAAGAACUACCCCAAGUGAACACUCCGACUUUGAGGAGCACAAUUGCUUCCGAACCAACAUUGUCUAGCAAAUCACAACGGACUACAACUGGUAAAACAACCAUCAGAUGCUCGACCACAGCCCCCUUCCUGAGCAGCAGAGCUCCUCUCUCGCCGGUUCCCCUCUCCCCUCCCUUUACUCAAAGUGCAGCUACUGACAACGUGGCAACUCUCACUUUCAGGAUGAUGACAAACGCAAUGGCCGAGCCAGAUAAAUUCUCGAGGCACGAUACUAAUCCACAGCAAUUAGCGUCAGAGGUUACAACAUCUCCUGAGGCUCACCCAAAUGCCAAGUUCACACUUGGCACCAGUCACUUUAUGUCCUCUAAGCUGUUACAUUCUACGCCUGUGCCAGCACUCAUAACAGUUAAAUCGCAGCUUUCUAAAUUGACUCCCUCUCCCUGGUCAGAAAACCAAUUCUGGCACAAGUCAUACACAGAAAUCACUGAAAAAGGCAAAAAUCCAGUUGUGAACACGUUGCCUACUUCAGGCUCAUCGGAGGUCACCACUCACGCACCAAAUUGGGACGGACAGAAGAAUGCAAAGAAGAGUGGCUUGGAUAAGAAACCAGUUCAAAAAGUAACAACUUCCAAACUCCUCCCUUUUGACUCUCUGUCUAGGAAUAUAUUUGAAAAGCCAAGAAUAGUUGGAGGAAAAGCUGCCAGUUUUACUGUGCCAGCUAACUCCGAUGCCUUUCUUCCCUGUGAGGCUGUGGGAAACCCCCCACCCACCAUCCACUGGAGCAGAGUCUCAUCAGGGCUUGAUUUGUCUAACAGGAAACAGAAUAGCAGGUUCCAGGUGCACGCCAAUGGCACCCUGUCCAUCCAGAGAGUGGACAUUCAGGACCGUGGACAGUACCUAUGCUCUGCAUCCAACACGUUUGGCACGGACCGCCUUCAUGUCACCUUGUCUGUGGUUUCCUAUCCUCCCAGGGUCCUUGAGAGACGUACUAAAGAGAUCACAGUUCAUUCUGGAAGCACUGUGGAGUUGAAGUGUAGAGCUGAAGGUAGGCCAAGCCCUACAAUUGCCUGGAUCCUUGCAAACCAAACAGUGGUCUCAGAAUCAUCCCAGGGAAAUGGGCAGGCCCUGGUGACAUCUGAUGGAACAUUGGUCAUCCACAAUCUCAGCAUUUAUGACCGCGGCUUUUACAAAUGCGUGGCCAGCAAUCCAGCUGGCCAGGAUUCACUCUUGGUUAAAAUACAAGUCGUUGCUGCCCCACCUGUUAUUCUAGAGCAAAAGAGGCAAAUCAUUGCAGGGACUUGGGGUGAAAAUCUGAAACUACCCUGUACUGCAGAAGGAACUCCUCAGCCCAGUGUUCACUGGGUCCUCUCUGAUGGCUCUGAAGUGAAACCAUUACAGUUUACCAAUUCCAAGUUGUUCUUGUUUUCAAAUGGAACUCUCUAUAUAAGAAACCUAGCCUCUUCAGACAGGGGCACUUAUGAAUGCAUCGCUACCAGUUCCACUGGCUCGGAGAGAAGGGUGGUGAUGCUCACACUGGAAGAGAGAGAGACCAGCCCCAGGAUAGAAGUCGCAUCCCAGAAGAGGACCGACGUGAAUUUGGGGGACAAAUUACUACUGAACUGCUCAGCCACUGGGGAGCCCAAACCCAAAAUAAUCUGGAGGUUACCAUCCAAGGCUGUUGUCAACCAGUGGCACAGGAUGGGCAGCAGAAUCCACGUCUACCCAAAUGGAUCCCUGUUCAUUGGAUCCGUAACAGAAAAAGAUGGUGGCGACUACUUGUGUGUGGCAAGGAACAAAAUGGGAGAUGAUCUGAUACUGAUGCACGUCAGUCUGAGACUGAAACCUGCCAGAAUUGACCACAAGCAGUAUUUUAAAAAGCAAGUGCUUCAUGGGAAAGACUUCCAAGUUGAUUGCAAAGCUUCCGGCUCCCCGGUGCCUGAGAUCUCCUGGAGUCUACCUGAUGGAACCAUGAUCAACAACGCAAUGCAAGCCGAUGACAGUGGCCGCAGGACCAGGAGGUAUAUCCUUUUUGACAAUGGAACCUUAUAUUUCAACAAAGUUGGGAUAGCAGAGGAAGGAGAUUAUACUUGCUAUGCCCAGAACACCCUAGGCAAGGAUGAAAUGAAGGUGCACCUAACAGUCAUAACAGCUGCCCCACGGAUAAGGCAGGGUUACAAGGCCAACGCAAGAAUCAAAGCUGGAGACACCGCUCUCCUGGACUGUGAAGUCAUUGGGGAUCCCAAACCCCAAAUAUUUUGGUUGCUGCCUUCUAACGACAUGAUUUCCUUCUCCAGUGGUAGGUACACGAUUCAUGCCAAUGGGUCUCUGUCGAUCAACAGAAUGAAACUGCUCGAUUCUGGAGAGUAUGUGUGUGUAGCCCGAAAUCCCAGUGGGGACGACACCAGAAUGUACAAACUGGAUGUUGUCUCUAAGCCUCCUUUAAUCAAUGGUCUGUACACAAACAAAACUGUUAUUAAAACUACAGCUGUGAGGCAUUCCAAAAAACACUUGGACUGCAGAGCUGAAGGGACGCCCUCUCCUGAAGUCAUGUGGGUCAUGCCAGACAAUGUUUUCCUCACAGCCCCGUACUACGGGGGCAGAAUCAGCGUCUACACAAACGGAACCCUGGAGAUAAGGAACGUGAGGCUUUCGGAUUCAGCCGAUUUUAUCUGUGUGGCUAGAAAUGAAGGCGGAGAGAGCGUGUUGGUGGUACAGUUAGAAGUUCUGGAAAUGCUGAGAAGACCGACAUUCAGAAAUCCUUUUAAUGAAAAAAUAGUUGCCCAGCUUGGGAAGUCCACCGCCUUGAAUUGCUCUGUUGACGGUAACCCACCACCUGAAAUGAUCUGGAUUUUACCAAAUGGCACACGAUUUUCCAAUGGACCACGAAAUUCUCAAUAUCUGAUAGCAAGCAAUGGUUCUUUCAUCAUUUAUAAAACAACUCGGGACAAUGCUGGAAAAUAUCGCUGCGCAGCCAGAAAUAAAGUUGGCUAUAUAGAGAAAUUGAUCAUUUUAGAAAUUGGCCAGAAGCCGGUUAUUCUUACACAUGCACGAGGGACAGUAAAAAGUAUCAGUGGGGAAUCUCUCUCACUGCACUGUGUGUCUGAUGGAAUCCCUAAGCCCAGUGUCAAAUGGACGGUGCCGAGUGGCUAUGUUUUAGACAGGCCUCACAUUAAUGGGAAAUACAUACUGCAUGACAAUGGCACUCUAGUCAUUAAAGCAGCAACAGCUUAUGACAGGGGAAAUUAUAUUUGUAAGGCUCAAAAUAGCAUUGGUCAUGCACUGAUCACCAUACCAGUAAUGAUUGUAGCCUAUCCUCCCAGAAUCACAAGCCGCCCACCCAGGAGCAUCCUCACAAGGACAGGAGCAGCCUUUCAGCUCCAGUGUCUGGCCCUGGGAGUCCCAAAGCCAGAAAUCAUGUGGGAGGCACCGGACCACUCCCUGCUGUCAAUGGCGAAUCAAGGGAGAAAACAUGAACGUGAGCUGCUUCACCUGCAAGGCACCCUCGUCAUUCAGAACCCCCAAACCUCCGAUUCUGGGAUCUACAGAUGCACGGCAAAAAACCCCCUUGGUAGUGAUCAUGCGACAACAUAUAUUCAAGUAAUCUGACACGGAGUAAAAUUAAAAUUAAAAAUCUGGACAGACUUUAUUUUUUGGAAGAAGUUUAAUCAAAGGCAGCCAUAGGCAUGUAAAUGAUUUGAAUACAUUUACAAUAUUAAAUUUACAAUGGACAUGCAAAAAGAGAUGUAAAUAAUUGCAUUAUGAACUGAAA
Molecule: messenger RNA, 8045 nt
Organism: Nycticebus coucang (slow loris)
Lineage: Eukaryota; Metazoa; Chordata; Mammalia; Primates; Lorisidae
Gene: IGSF10
Product: immunoglobulin superfamily member 10
Exons: 7
Coding region: 41-7882 (2613 amino acids)
Molecular function (GO): protein binding
Source: RefSeq, a predicted model, not a curated record